Molecule: messenger RNA, 3966 nt
Organism: Somion occarium
Lineage: Eukaryota; Fungi; Basidiomycota; Agaricomycetes; Polyporales; Cerrenaceae
Source: the annotation of a GenBank genome assembly
AUCCCGCCAACGCAACGUAAUCACUGGCCUGGAUCGCGGCUACACGCAUUGUAAACGUCUAUGAUGGCCACCGAAGCUUGUGAUGAACAUGGAUCGCUGUUGCAUCUUACUAAAGGUCGUGGUCCGAGAAUUCUCCAGAUUUCCGUGCACUUAGCCGGAGACUCGAACGGUCAAGUUGCGAAGCCACCGAAAAUCUGAUUCCGCUGAUGCGUAUCUCGGGAUCUCCUUUGUUCGUUGAAUGCGGCGGGUCCGUGAUGCAAGAGCGAGCAGUUAUGCUCGCUCGCCGCUCUCGCAGCACUGACAACUGGUUAUUCCGUCACAAAGUAGGAAACAUGUCGGAAACUUUAGCUCUCAACGACGGGCAACAACCUCAGGCUCUCAACGUCACAGGCCAAACAGCGUGACAAGCGGCGAAGCGUGACGUAAUGGCGCGCGCGCCAGUCUGAGACAUGGUCCUCUUUGUUCCAUCAGGUUGACCUGUUUCCGCCUGCUCGUCUUCCGUCUCAUCUACUGCGAAGUGUGGUUACUGUUCAGGAUUUAAUCUCUCUCUGCGUCAUAUUCUGUUUGGGAGGUCAUUCCUCAACUCGUAUAUGAGCCAAGGACAGAACACAUUUGUUCAUCUUGCAAGGUAUGAGAACGGAAGAUUCCACACUGAAUACGCUUUGACUUGAUCGGGAAGUGUGGUCAAAACCACACUCAAUUUCCCUUUGUCCAACGCUCUGCUGGUUGCUCUGCAAUUUGGUAUAAAUUUGCCGUCAAAAUAACUCCUGUAUGUUGUUCAUCUUCCCCCCCUCGCUAAUCAUGUCAAAUUCAACUCAUCGACCCAUCUCUAUAGACCCUCCAUCUCCGGUCGCGACUGAUACUACACAUCGGCUUCGAUCUAUUCCCAACUCUCCUCUGCUGUGUCAUCUUCAAGGCUUUCUACAGUUUGCAUAUCUCAUCCCGUACUUCAAAGAACUCAGGAAUUGGUUCGUAAAAGACAUGACGGGCCUUUUCAUUGGUGCAGCACCUUAUAACGAUUUUAUCUCCUUGAUGGAGCCCUCGGAUCCAACUUGGCGAGACAAUUCGAUACCUGAGCUUGACCUCUCUGCGGUUCCCUCUGGGGGCCUUGAGAAGGACAUGUAUCUGCCUUUCUGCGACGCUGUGAACGGCUCCGGUGUCUGUCCAGGGCUACAGCUCGUCUGUGUUGCGGACACUAGGGACAAGGAAGGCUGCAGACUGCGCCCCGAUCUGGCGGUUGUCCCGGAAAAUGCUGUCGACGUUAACGAUUUUGGCCUAAUGGAGCUCUUCGCCGAGUGCAAAACCCGCCGCGAUGGCGAUGCGUUCCAUGAAUCUUACAAUAACAAGGACAUUGACUUAGACUCAGUGGAGAAGAUCGAGGGCAAGAGCGCCGAUUCUCGUGGACAACUGAUCUCAUACGCCGCUGCCACUAUGUCUCGUCAACACAGGAUCUUCAUGUUUUCUAUCUCUAUCUGCGGCGAGUUUGUUCGUUUCCUGCGUUGGGACCGUGCAGGGUGUAUUGUUUCAGAACUCAUCAACUAUCUUGAGAACCCAGAGCUUGUAGCUGAAUUCUUUUGGAGGUACAGCCACAUGAAUGCUACGGAACGCGGAUUCGACAUCACCGUCCGACGUGCUACCAAAAGGCAGGCCAACCUGCUAACGGACGCCAUGAAUACUUUUAUUGAGCAGUCAGAACCCCGCAACAUGGAGUUUCUUCGUGGAAAUACGGAUCCCACAUUUGGUACCUAUAAAGUUUGCAUGGACGACGAAGAACGACGACAUCGAUAUUUUAUUAUCCGCCAGCCAUUCUGGGAUGCGGACUCGGCUUGUGGGCGUGCAACUAGGCGGUAUGCUGCGUACGACAUGAAGCAGAAGAAGCUAGUCUUUUUGAAAGAUUCAUGGCGUACCGAAGACGAGGACAUCAUGUCCGAAGCUGAUAUAUACAAGCACUUGCUGAACAGCAACGUUCCAUUCCUACCAGAGGUCAUCCUCACUGGUGACGUGAUGGUUGACGGCCAUGCUCAGCAAACAUUUUCCGACCAAUGGUCCAAACCCGAUAGCUUCCUCGAGUGGCGCUUACCUUGUGAUCAGCUACGGACACACAUACACUGUCGAAUUGUGCAAGAGCUUGCAUACCCUGUCGCCUCUGCCCAGUCUUCACGGGAGGCUGUUCAAGUUUUCCGCGAUGUGAUCGAAUCGACACAGGUUGCGUAUCAGUCUGCAGAGAUGCUGCAUCGGGAUAUCAGUACAGGCAAUGUCAUGAUCAAUAAAAACGGCCGAGGGGUUCUCAAUGACUGGGACCAUGGUGUCAGACUGGUCCUCGAUCGCGUUCCUCAUUCAUUUCGCACGGGAACCUGGCAGUUUAUCUCUGUCGGUUUACUUCAGGAGCCCAGCAAGCCGCAUGAUGUUCAUGACGAUCUCGAAUCUUGCUUCUGGGUACUCCUCUACGUCUCUCUGCACUAUUUCAAAAACAAUGGGCGCGAGGUGGACUUCAAGCUCGAUUUUUUCAACGAAAUGGUCGAGAGGAAGAUAGGCGGGGAUCAAUAUCGCGCGUUCGGCGGAACUAUGAAAGUUGGUCUUCUGGUCGUGGAACAGCUCGAGCCGGUAAGAUGGGAAUGUCGUCCUCUCGAUGAUCUUAUCCAUGCUCUCUCGGACACAUGGAGAUCCGUUUAUAUUGUUCCUCGUGGUGAGAGGGAAGAAAUGUUCCGUGGCGCCCAGGACAAUAUUUCACUGAUUCUGAAGAUGUUCGAUACUGCACUGGCAUCUGAAGAAUGGCCCGAAAAGGAUGCGGUUCCGAACCAAUAUCCUCGCAAACGGCAGCGGAGUAUCGACCAGGGAGUUGCAAGAGCAAAAGCAGAACAUAUAGCGACCACCGUUCGCAAAUCCCAAGCCCUCGCGACUCGGACUGGCAUUCUGGCAGCGGGUGCGGCAGCUGCUCAUUCUGUCUGUCCUACUUCAGCUCCUCGUCCUUCAAGUGGCUUGCGCUCUGGAAUCCCAUCUCUACAUGCUUUAGGUAUGCACCCUAAGGCUGUGGCGUCAAAUAACGUGCCACGAUUCGGUCGCCCACAAAAUCUCUUGAGCGCAGGUAGCAAGAAAAGGACUGUAGACCAUGCCCAGGCGGAGGAGCCUAACGUGUCAAUUAGUAGUUCGAAGCGAAUGAAGACAGGGGACCCGCCAUUAGCAUUUGGUCCGCGCCCAACGUAUACACCCACCGCUCUCGCGCGAUCGCCCACUCUUUCUGCUAAUCCUGAUAGAUUGCCUAUUCCUGCCGGUCCAUCCUCCCCCCUUGCCAGAGCUCAUCUACCCCCCGCCAGACCAUUGCCCACUGACAGACUGCCUACUCUACCCGACGUCCGACACCGAUAUCUUACCCGCUCGAAAACAAGACCUAAUAAGACUCACCACGACGAGAACGCCCCCAAAGAGGCACCUCGGGAGGACGUUGAGAUACAAGAAGUUAAACAUCGUUACCCGACCCGUUCGAAAUCAAACGAGAAACACCCGCGCCCAGCGCCUCCCCCAAAGCCAACGAAAGCCCAGGCUCAGAUUCAUCAAAGUGGCAAGAAAAAUAACAAGUCGACUGGUGGCGGCGGUCACAAGGGAGCACCUCAGCAAGAUGAUGAAAUGAAACAGGUUGAGCAUAGAUAUCCGACGCGUUCGAAAUCGAAAUCGAAUGAGAAACACCCUCGUCCACAGCGUCCGCCGAAGCCAUUGAAUACUCAAGCUCAGGUGCAGCAGAAUCAUAAGUCAACCCCCAGUGAUAGUAAACGGACUCAGGCCAGAUCGAAGAAUCGUCGACAACGUCGAUGAUCGUUUAUAGCCAUACCUUUCUUCUCGCUUUCCGCCUUCGUGUAACUGAAUGCUAUUUGUCUAAUAUUCAAUAGUUGUUCUACUGUCAUCCACUUUGUAUUUUACCAUGACGGCCCCUUCUCAAUUGCUAUUUCUACGAAAAUCUGCUGAACGUGC